AGGACCUGUACAAGGAGGCCAUGAUGGAGGAGCACCAGCCUCUUAUAUCACAAGAGAAUUCCAGUAAAGAUUUUAAAGGAAACUUCUUGCUAAGACCAAAUUAUAAUGUAGAACAUGAAGAUCUCAUGCAGCACUCUUCAGGAGGCAACCAUGUUAAUCUUAAUGUAUUUUCAGGACUUCCUAUUACAGAUCUAUCACAUAAUCCCCCUAAUCAUGAGGAACCUUCUGUUAACCAAUCACAGAUUGUUACCAGAAGUGCAGGUCAAAAAGAGCUCCAGCCUGGUAAAGAGUUUACAAAGAGAUCUAGUCACAGAACUACACACAGAAGAAUUCACAGUGUGGAGAAGCGCCAUUUAUGUUUAGAAUGUGAGAAAUAUUUUACGGAUAAAUCAAGUCUUGUUAAACAAAAGAGUAGUCAUAGAGGAAAGAAGCCAUAUUCGUGUUCAGAAUGUGGGAAAUACUUUGGCUAUAAAUCAAUUCUUGUUCAACAUGAGAUAAAUCACACAGGAGAGAAAACAUACUCCUGUUCAGAAUGUGGGAAAUGUUUUGCACAAAAAUUUGAACUUGCUUACCAUAAAAUACGUCACACACAAGAGAAGCGAUAUUCAUGUUCAGAAUGUGGGAAAUGUUUUGUAGAUAAAUCAUAUCUUGUUAUACAUGAGAGGAUUCAUACAGGGGAGAAACCAUAUUCAUGUUCAGAAUGUGAGAAAUGUUUUGCAGAUAAAUCAAGUCUUGUUAAACAUGAAAGAAUUCACACAGGAGAGAAGCCAUAUGCAUGCUUAGAAUGUGAGAAAUGUUUUUCAGAUAAAUCAAAUCUAGUUACACAUGAGAAAAUUCACACAGGAGAGAAGCCAUAUUCUUGUUCAGAAUGUGGGAAAUCUUUUAUACUUAAAUCACAUCUUACUAGACAUAAUAGAAUUCACACAGGAGUGAAACCAUAUCCAUGCUCAGAAUGUGGAAAAUGUUUUGCACGUAAAACAAAUCUAGUUAGACAUGAGAGACAUCACACAGGAGAGAAGCCAUAUUCUUGUUCAGAAUGUGGAAUAUCUUUUAUACAUAAAUCAAAUCUUACUAGACAUAAGAAAAGUCACUCAGGAGUAAAGCCGUAUUAAUGCUCAGAAUGUGGAAAAUGCUUUACAAAUAAAUCAAGUCUUGUAGCUGAGAGAAUUCACAUAGGAGAGAAACCACAUUCGUGUUUAGAAUGUGAGAAAUGUUUUGCAGAUAAAUCAAAUCUAGUUAUACAUGAGAUAAUUCACUCAGGAGUGAAGCCGUAUUAAUGCUCAGAAUGUGGAAAAUGCUUUACAAGUAAAUCAAAUCUAUUUACACAUGAGAGACUUCACACAGGAGAGAAGCCAUAUUCUUGUUCAGAAUGUGGAAAAUCUUUCAAAAAUAAAUCAUAUCUUAUUAGACAUAAGAGAAUGCACACAGAAGUGAAGCUGUAUUCAUGUUCAGAAUGUGAGAAAUGCUUUAGCUAUAAAUCAAGUCUUGUUAAACAUGAGAGAAUUCACACAGGAGAGAAGCCGUAUGCAUGCUUAGAAUGUGGGAAAAGUUUUAACCAAAAAUCAGGACUUUUUUCCCAUGAGAUUUUAUCACACAGGAGAAAAGCCCUAUUCAUGUUCAGAAUGUGGAAAAUGUUUUGCAGAUAAAUCAGGUUUUGCUAAACAUAACAACAGUUUUAAUGUUUUGUAAGGCAUUUAAAUUGUAAAACUCAUUAGAUCAGAAGAAAUUACUUUUUGGAAUAUGGGAAA
Bufo gargarizans (Asiatic toad) is the source of this 1748-nucleotide messenger RNA. RefSeq names its product gastrula zinc finger protein XlCGF17.1-like. The record is from RefSeq and is a predicted model, not a curated record. The transcript is spliced from 2 exons. Gene Ontology annotation, molecular function: DNA-binding transcription factor activity, RNA polymerase II-specific; RNA polymerase II cis-regulatory region sequence-specific DNA binding. Gene Ontology annotation, biological process: central nervous system development; regulation of transcription by RNA polymerase II. Lineage: Eukaryota; Metazoa; Chordata; Amphibia; Anura; Bufonidae. Bases 21 to 1112 code for a protein of 363 amino acids. Gene Ontology annotation, cellular component: nucleus.